Molecule: messenger RNA, 3214 nt
Organism: Microplitis demolitor
Lineage: Eukaryota; Metazoa; Arthropoda; Insecta; Hymenoptera; Braconidae
Gene: par-6
Product: partitioning defective protein 6
Exons: 4
Coding region: 453-1514 (353 amino acids)
Biological process (GO): centrosome cycle
Molecular function (GO): protein binding
Source: RefSeq, a predicted model, not a curated record
GUGGACAAGAUCGUUUCGUGUAAGUAAAAUCGCGUUAGUUAAAUAAAAAAACUUUUUUUAUUUUAAUUAUUUUUUUUUUUAUUCUUUAAUUACUAUUAUUUUUUAAAACAGACUAUUUACUUAUAUUUAAAUAAUUUUAACCUUAAAAAUAAUAAAGAUAUUUAAUUUAAUUUUUUAAAUUAAAAAUCUAAAUAUUUAAGUUGAGUGAAUCAACGUUUAACAAACGGUUUAUUUUCUAUUGAGAUUUUUUUUAACUACAAGAUUGGAGUGAAAUUUAGACGAGUUGGAAAAAUAAUAAUUCUUUUUUAUCAACGGGCGUGCCAACAAGUUUGUAAAAUGUUUUUAUGACUAUUGAUUAAUAAAAAAGUGAUAAUUAAAUAAUUUAAUUUUAUAAAUUUAAAUAAUUAUUAUUUUUAUUUAUAUUAAACGACUUUACUAAUUCAAUAAUAAUAAUGUCCAAGAGCAAACAUCAUCACAUUGACAGCAACAUUGUUGCUGUCAAAAGUAAAUUCGACGCAGAUAUCAUCCGUUUUUCAAUAAAUAAAAAUAAUCCAAUUGGUUACGAUGAAUUUCGUAAAAUACUCGCCGAGAAACACGAGCUAAAUAAAGAUGAGAAGGACAAAAAUUUUAAUAUUCGCUACACGGAUCCAACUGACAAUGAUUUGCUGCCAAUAAAUAAUGAUAAUAAUCUCGCACGUGCUCUGCUGGCCGCAAAGUCAUUGCUUAAGAUAAUAAUCACCCGAAAUGGAGACAGUUUCGAUGAUAAUCCCGGAACCGGGACUCUCAAGCCAAAAAAUUUAAUAUCGAGUAUUCUGGGCGGCACUCCUGGUAAACCCAGACCUCUUGUUUCAAACCCCCAUGACUUUAGACAGGUAUCAGCUAUUAUAGAUGUUGAUAUUUUACCAGAAACAUGUCGCCGUGUGAGAUUAUUGAAACACGGCUCCGAUAAACCUCUAGGUUUUUAUAUUAAAGAUGGUGAAAGUGUUCGUGUAUUACCACCAUCAGCUGGCGGUGGAUUUGAAAAAGUACCAGGUGUAUUUAUAAGUCGACUUGUACCUGGUGGUCUUGCUGAAAGUACUGGAUUACUAGCAGUUAAUGACGAAGUACUAGAAGUAAAUGGUAUCGAAGUUGCUGGAAAAACUCUUGAUCAAGUGACGGAUAUGAUGAUCGCGAACUCAUCAAAUUUAAUAAUUACCGUUAAACCAGCAAAUCAACGUGCAGCAAUGGCUGCACCAAGACGCGGUUCUUUUUCCCGCAACAGUCAGUUGUCGUCAGGAAGUCAUCAGUCAACUCAGAGUAUCGUCACAGGAAGCGCAAGCGACGAGGAAGCUGACGAAAUAGUUGAUCUGACGGGAGUUGCGCUUCAUGACGAUAUUCCUACAUCUUCCCACCAUCAUCAUCAUCAUCAACAUCAGCACCAGCAUCCGCAUCAACAUCAGCACCAGCACCAGCAUCAACACCAUCAACCUCACAAUCAUUUUAAUCAUGACCAACCAGGUGUUCUUCAUCUUUAAGGUAACCCGGGAAAUUUAAAUAUUAAAGUCUAAAAUGCCUUUCCAAGUGCCUCGAACAUUUUUUAAAAUAAUUAUAUGAGUAAUAACUUUAUGAGUAAUCAGUAAUUAGUUAUGAGUAACAAAUAUUAUGUGCAGCUUAAUGAGAUGAUUGUUAUCAAUGAUUCAUUUAUAUUUUAUUUUAAAUGACAACGUAACCUGAGUAUUAACAUGGUACUUAAUUAAUUAGCGAAUGUACUUAAUCAAAAAUAAUAAUUACGUUCGAGAAAUUUAUAUAAUUAUAUUUUUAAAAUUAAAAUAUACGAAUUUAUUUUAUAUAUAUAUAUAUCAAUUAGAAUGUAAAUAUUUUGAGGAAUUAUUUAUUUUUUUUCCUCUACCAGAACAAAUGAUCCCGAGUAAUUGUAAAUAAGUUAGUUAUUGAAAAAAAGUAAUUAAGAAGAAAACAUAAAAAAAAACUUAAGCAAUGGAUUAAGUGUUGAUAGCUCAUUUUUAUUAAUUAUUAAUUAUUAAUGUUUAAUUAUAUCAGGGAGAGUGGGGCAAAAUAAAACAUCACUUUCUAACAAAAAAAAAUUUUUCCUUCAGAAAAAAAUAUGGGAUGAGUUGGUCACACUAAAUCGUAAGCAUUUAAAAAUUUCGACAAAAAAAAUUUGUUUCGUGCUUAUUAUCUAGAUUAUUUUAUUACAAAUGGACAAAAAGUCGAUUUGGGAUAAAAUAAAUUUUAAAUAAAAAAUUUUUUUCGUCGAAAUUCUAAAAUGGUUCCAACAACGGAUCGGCUUACCCCAUAUUUCUAGAGUCUAUAUAAACGCAGUUAAUAAAUAAUUCGUCAUCUUACAAAAAUUCGUUUUUGAGAUUUUUUUACUUAAUUAAUCCUUAGGAAAUAAAAAAUUUUUUUCGAGUAGUUGAACGUUAAAAUAAAAUUGUGCUUAGUUUCUAUUUAAAUACUAGAUUGCAGAGGACCAUUCAGUAAUUAGAAUAAAAAUUAAAGUAAUUUGUAGCGUUAUCUAUUAAAUUAAAGUACUAAAUAAACUUUUCUAAUUACAAGUUAAAAAAUUUUUGUAAUUAAUUUUUUGCAUUACAAUAUUUUUGCUGUAAUAAUUCUAGCAAUACAGUGUCAAUUUACGUUAGAUUAUUUGGAUUUUGUCGCCAAGUAUGAUUAGUAAAUUUCCGAAACCGAGUCAUAUCGUAUGAAAUGUUUGUGAGAAUUAAAUUGGCUAUUCUUUAUUUCGUGAUACAAAAUUUAAGUUCAUUUUUUAUGGAUUUGCUUAAUUUAGGUUGUUAAACUAUUAGGGUAGAGGUACCGUUUUUGGCCACUUUAGGGCUCGUUUUAGAUACUUGAAAAAUUUUAAUAAAAUAAUUUGUAAAAGACGCAAUGACGUAAUUAAUUUUUAAAAUGUGUUCAAAGAUACUUUUAACCCGCUAUAUAAUGGUACUUUUAUUUUACACUUUUUUUAUUUAUUAAAAUAGAAUAUUAAAUGUCCAAAAAUGGAGCAGUGGCCACAAAUUCUACCUCUAUCCUAUAUUUUUUUUUCUUGGGGAUUGAUUAAUAAAAUCACAGAGAAGCAAUUUGUGCCCGAAUAAUUUGGAAAUAAAUUGAAUUAAAAAUAAUUUUGAAUCUUUAAACGCAAUUUUCUCCACAUUACAUCUAUUUUGGCUUAUACGUUAUUUAUUAUCUACGUCCACAUGUAAACAUUUUUUUUUUUUUU